AUGAGCGUCGCAUCCGCACCUGUGAACAAUUCGAUACAUACAUUGUCAACGGCCAAUGUGACCAAAGCUACGCCUCCUAAAGCAAAGCAGGCUCCAACAGCUCUUGUCUCGCUUUGUUCUGGUGCUAUUGCCGGUGGGGUGGAAGCAACCGCGACAUAUCCCUUCGAAUUCGCAAAAACGCGCGCACAGCUUCAAGUCGGCGCGAGCUCAUCAUCAAAUCCUUUCGCGGUCAUCGCUCAAGUGGCACGUAACGACGGCAUAGGAGCUAUAUACACUGGCUGCUCAACGUUGAUACUGGGCACUGCUUUCAAGGCCGGCGUCCGGUUUUUAUCAUUUGACUCGAUACGUCGUCAUCUUGCCGACGAGAAAGGUGUACUAUCCCCUUGGAGAGGCGUAUUGGCAGGAAUGCUUGCGGGUGCUGCUGAAAGUGUGGUGGCGGUCACCCCAACGGAGCGCGUGAAGACCGCUCUCAUUGACAAUGCGAAGAAUGGGGGACAAUCAAGUCGGGGCGGUCUGCAAACCUGUAGACUCAUUAUUCAAACACAGGGCACUGCUGGCCUUUAUCGAGGAUUGGUCUCCACAACGAUGAAGCAGUCGGCCACAUCUGCCGUACGCAUGGGAUCUUACAAUGUAUUGAAAGAGCUUUCUCGGCGAAACAACAUUGCACAAAACAGUGCAACGACGUUUGGAACAGGUGCAGUGGCUGGGGUUAUCACAGUCUAUACAACACAACCGUUUGAUACGAUCAAGACGCAGGCUCAAAGUGCGAAGGGAGCAAGCACGGGGAAAGCAUUUCGAACUGUCCUACAGGGAGCGGGCAUUCGGGGUUUCUGGAGUGGAAGUACGAUGCGAUUAGGGAGAUUAGUCUUUAGUGGUGGCAUUGUCUUUACGGUGUAUGAACAGGUUGCUGCAUUGCUUAGUUAG
Aaosphaeria arxii CBS 175.79 is the source of this 924-nucleotide messenger RNA. Its product is annotated as tricarboxylate transport protein, mitochondrial precursor. The transcript has a single exon. Gene Ontology annotation, biological process: mitochondrial citrate transmembrane transport. The record is from RefSeq and is a predicted model, not a curated record. Lineage: Eukaryota; Fungi; Ascomycota; Dothideomycetes; Pleosporales. The coding region runs from base 1 to 924 and encodes 307 amino acids.